Messenger RNA from Ictidomys tridecemlineatus (thirteen-lined ground squirrel), 6233 nucleotides. RefSeq names its product importin 9 (gene Ipo9). Gene Ontology annotation, molecular function: small GTPase binding. Gene Ontology annotation, biological process: protein import into nucleus. NCBI's taxonomy places the organism in Eukaryota, Metazoa, Chordata, Mammalia, Rodentia, Sciuridae. Gene Ontology annotation, cellular component: cytosol; nuclear envelope. The record is from RefSeq and is a predicted model, not a curated record.
GAGCCGUCAUUCAGUGGCGGGUCCGGGCUGGGGGACUGAGGGGAGAAAAGAUGGCGGCGGCAGCUGCAGCUGGUGCGGCCUCCGGGUUGCCAGGUCCCGUAGCACAAGGAUUAAAGGAGGCGUUGGUGGAUACUCUCACUGGGAUCCUGUCCCCAGUGCAGGAGGUGCGGGCUGCUGCCGAGGAACAGAUUAAGGUGCUGGAGGUGACGGAGGAAUUUGGUGUUCACUUGGCAGAGCUGACUGUAGAUCCCCAGGGAGCACUGGCAAUCCGUCAGCUAGCAUCAGUCAUCUUGAAACAAUAUGUGGAAACUCACUGGUGUGCCCAAUCAGAAAAGUUUAGGCCUCCUGAAACUACAGAAAGGGCAAAAAUUGUUAUCCGGGAGCUGUUGCCCAAUGGGUUGAGAGAAUCGAUAAGCAAAGUGCGCUCCAGUGUGGCCUAUGCAGUGUCAGCCAUUGCUCACUGGGACUGGCCGGAAGCCUGGCCCCAACUCUUCAACCUGCUCAUGGAGAUGUUGGUGAGCGGAGACUUAAAUGCCGUCCAUGGAGCCAUGCGUGUGCUGACAGAGUUCACUCGAGAGGUGACAGACACACAAAUGCCACUGGUUGCUCCUGUCAUUCUUCCAGAGAUGUAUAAGAUCUUCACCAUGGCUGAGGUAUAUGGUAUUCGAACCCGUUCCCGAGCUGUGGAGAUUUUUACCACUUGUGCCCAUAUGAUCUGUAACAUGGAGGAGCUAGAAAAGGGUGCAGCCAAAGUUCUGAUCUUUCCAGUGGUGCAACAGUUCACAGAGGCCUUUGUUCAGGCCCUCCAGAUACCAGAUGGCCCCACAUCAGACAGUGGGUUUAAGAUGGAGGUCCUAAAGGCAGUGACAGCCCUGGUAAAAAACUUCCCAAAACACAUGGUGUCCUCCAUGCAGCAGAUUCUGCCUAUUGUUUGGAACACCCUAACGGAGAGUGCAGCUUUUUAUGUGAGGACUGAAGUGAAUUACACAGAGGAAGUAGAAGAUCCCGUGGAUUCUGAUGGUGAAGUCCUGGGCUUUGAAAAUCUCGUCUUUAGUAUUUUUGAAUUUGUCCAUGCCCUCCUAGAAAAUAGCAAAUUCAAAAGCACUGUUAAGAAAGCUUUGCCUGAGUUGAUUUACUAUAUUAUUCUAUACAUGCAAAUCACUGAGGAGCAGAUUAAAGUGUGGACAGCCAACCCCCAGCAGUUUGUAGAAGAUGAAGAUGAUGAUACUUUCUCCUAUACUGUUAGAAUUGCAGCUCAAGACCUAUUGCUGGCUGUGGCCACAGAUUUCCAGAAUGAGAGUGCAGCAGCUCUGGCUGCAGCAGCCACUAGGCAUUUACAAGAAGCUGAGCAAACCAAAAGCAGUGGCACUGAGCACUGGUGGAAGAUCCAUGAGGCCUGCAUGCUUGCCUUAGGCUCAGUGAAGUCCAUUAUCACGGACAGUGUGAAAAAUGGCAGGAUCCAUUUUGACAUGCAUGGGUUCCUAACCAAUGUCAUCCUUGCUGACCUCAACCUCUCAGUGUCUCCUUUCCUCCUGGGUCGGGCACUUUGGGCUGCCAGUCGGUUCACUGUUGCUAUGUCUCCUGAACUGAUCCAGCAGUUCCUACAAGCAACAGUUAGUGGUCUUCAUGAGUCACAACCUCCAUCAGUUCGAAUUUCUGCUGUGAGAGCCAUCUGGGGUUAUUGUGACCAACUGAAAGUCUCAGAGAGUACCCACGUGCUUCAGCCCUUCCUCCCCAGCAUCCUCGAUGGCUUAAUUCACCUAGCAGCCCAGUUCAGCUCAGAGGUCCUCAACCUGGUGAUGGAGACUCUAUGCAUCGUUUGUACUGUAGACCCAGAAUUCACAGCAAGCAUGGAAAGCAAAAUCUGCCCCUUCACCAUCGCCAUUUUCCUAAAGUACAGUAAUGAUCCUGUCGUCGCCUCACUGGCUCAGGACAUCUUCAAGGAGCUGUCUCAGAUUGAAGCCUGUCAGGGCCCAAUGCAGAUGCGGCUAAUUCCCACUCUGGUCAGCAUAAUGCAGGCCCCAGCAGACAAGAUCCCUGCAGGUCUCUGUGCGACAGCCAUUGAUAUCCUGACAACAGUAGUUCGGAAUACAAAGCCUCCACUUUCCCAGCUUCUCAUCUGCCAAGCUUUUCCUGCUGUAGCACAGUGUACCCUGCACACAGAUGAUAAUGCCACCAUGCAGAAUGGUGGAGAGUGCUUGCGGGCCUAUGUGUCAGUGACGCUGGAGCAGGUAGCCCAGUGGCAUGAUGAACAAGGCCACAAUGGACUGUGGUAUGUGAUGCAAGUGGUGAGCCAGCUCCUAGACCCCCGCACCUCAGAGUUCACUGCAGCCUUUGUGGGCCGCCUUGUCUCCACCCUCAUUUCCAAGGCAGGGCGGGAGCUCGGGGAAAAUCUGGAUCAGAUUCUUCGUGCCAUCCUCAGUAAGAUGCAGCAGGCAGAGACACUCAGUGUCAUGCAGUCUCUGAUCAUGGUAUUCGCUCAUCUGGUGCACACUCAGCUGGAACCUCUCUUGGAGUUCCUCUGUAGUCUCCCAGGACCUACUGGAAAACCUGCCCUAGAGUUUGUGAUGGCUGAGUGGACAAGCCGACAGCAUCUGUUCUAUGGACAGUAUGAAGGCAAAGUCAGCUCUGUGGCACUGUGUAAGCUGCUCCAGCAUGGCAUCAAUGCAGAUGACAAACGGCUACAGGAUAUCCGUGUGAAGGGAGAAGAGAUCUACAGCAUGGAUGAGGGCAUCCGUACCCGCUCUAAGUCAGCCAAAAAUCCAGAGCGCUGGACAAAUAUUCCUUUGCUGGUCAAGAUCCUAAAGCUGAUUAUCAACGAGCUCUCCAACGUCAUGGAGGCCAAUGCCGCACGCCAGGCCACUCCUGCAGAGUGGAGUCAAGCAGAUGACUCCAAUGAUAUGUGGGAGGACCAGGAGGAGGAAGAUGAGGAAGAGGAGGAUGGUUUAGGUGGCCAACUUUUAUCUGACAUUCUUGCUACCAGUAAAUAUGAGGAGGAUUACUACGAGGAUGAUGAGGAAGAUGACCCUGAUGCCCUGAAGGAUCCUCUCUAUCAGAUUGAUCUGCAGGCAUAUCUCACAGACUUCCUUUGCCAGUUUGCUCAACAGCCGUGCUACAUAAUGUUCUCAGGCCACCUUAAUGACAACGAGAGACGGAUUCUACAGACCAUCGGAAUCUAAAAAUGGCCUUUCCACGUUUGCUUUUUUUUGGCCCAGGCACAAAUAAUUUUGCAGUACUCACUGGCCUUGAGAUGCACUUUCUUCUCAACCUAGAAUGGUUUCCUGACCCUUGAUCCUUGGCCUCUGCAGAGUGACACUCAUAAUGACUCUGAUGAAGUUCACCAGUGCCAUCACCUAGGAAUAGUGGAACAAGGGACAUUUCUCAAAGUUCCCAUGAAGAUACCCCAUAUCUGGAACAUUUUUCUCCCUAACUCUGCCCUCACCUCUGUUCCUAGUGUCCUCUGCUGGCCAGUCCAGAAACAUUUGUGCCCAGAAGGAUUAUGUGUUCAUGGAUUAUUUUACCCCACCUCAGGAGCACAGGAAGUCACUACCAUUUAUAUUCUGAAACAGACCUGUCUACUUUCAUAGGACAUCUGAUGUGUUCAAAUAGGAAUACUCUUGAGAGAUCACUAAGCUCUCUGCCUUCGACCACUCAUGCUCCUGGUUCUCAGCAGGCACAAGCAGGAGCACCUACAUCUACACCCUUUCCAGCAGUCUCCCUCCCUGCUUUCUUCCUGCAACACUGAGGCUCCUCUGUUGAAGGAAGUUAUCAUCUUGUUUUUGCUUCCUUGCAUGACACAACCCCUCACCCAACCUGUUCCUAUAUAUACAUGCACACACAAAAUAAGCCAGAUGGCAAUUUGUUUUUCCUUUUUUAGAAAAAAAAAAAAAACUGGAAAAAAAAGGAUUUUUAAAAAAUCCACCUGACCCCACUAUAUUUAAUAUGCCUCUACCACACAUUACCACAGAGUAUAAUAUUCAAAGGUUAUCCCCUGUCCCUCAGGAAUCCUUUAAAAUGGUUAAGUUGUAGCCCUCAAAUUUGCAACGUGUAUUUUUCUAGGACAGUAAAGUAAUCUUUACAAAUGAACUUAGUCUGCAUGGUAUAAGGUAUCUCAGCACCUCUGCCUUCUAUUCCCUUUAGAAGGAAGUAAAAUAGAGGAGGAAAAAGGGUUGCAUGGAGCCUAUUUAGACAUUCUAGUCUGUUUGUCAAACUUAAUUUAAAAUAAUUCUUAGAGAACUGGCUUAUUUAAUCAGAUGUUAAAAAGGGCUUGGGAUGUAGCUCAGUGGUACAGCAAUUUCCUGAGGCCCUGGGUUCCAUUCCCAGCAUCACCAAAAAAAACUUUUAAGGUCAAUGCCUUAACAAUGCCUUAAUUGGGCUUUAGUGGGUUAUGGGUUCAGAGAGUAAAUGAAGAUGAAAAAAAAAUUAAGGGAAGGGGAGUAAAGCCCAAUAUUCACCUGCUUUUUGAUAGUGCCUGCAUCUGGGUGCCCCGUUUUUACAAGCCACAAUAUUUCUUUAGGAUGAUGUUGUCAUAAGGAAAUAAUAUAUGAGUUUGCAUCUCCAUUCUUAAAGGGGAGAGCCCCAUUGUAGGGCAUUUACUCCAUAGGACUUUCAUGGAAGUCUAAGGAUAUUGUGGCUGGUGAUGACUUCAUGCCACUAGAUGUCCCUAGUGUUCAGCGUCCAUGAUGAGUUGGAAAGUGUUUUAGUUAAGUUUCUAUAUUUGAAAAGCCUGAGGGCGUGUGUUCACAGUUGUCUGCUGCCAACCAGAUUCUGAGGCUAAUGUUCUGUCCCUGCUGCUGCUACCUCUAUAGAGUUGGGGGAGUCACUGAUAAUGGAAAACAAUGGCAAGUCUGGCCAAUGGUGUCCAGAAAACAUCAGUGUGAUCCUAGGAGACUCACUCUGUGGCUGAUCUCAAGGUAGAUCUAGAUUUGGUGGAAGACAAAGUUGAUUGUUGAUUUGGGCACAAAAAAUGGUCUCAUGCCAGCACAUUGAACUGUUGGGUUUGAGAGGCUUGGGGCUCCAACACAGACUGAGUGAUAGACCCCUUCUGAACCUGAUGAUUUAAAAAAUUAGCCAUGCAUGGUAGCAUACUUCUAUAAUCCCAGCAACUCAUAAGGCUUGAGAGAAGCUUCAGCAAGACCCAGUUUCAAAAAGGACUGGGGUUAUAAUUCAAUGGUAAAACUCCCUGAAUUCAAUUCUCAGUACCAAAAUAAUAAUAAUCUAUGUCUAUUGCCAAAAGUGAUAAUAACUGCCUUGGCAAGGGCCCCUCUUUCUGUUCUUAGGCUGAUUUGGUGGGGGGGGGGCAAUGGCUGAACUUUUAGGAAAAUGAGUUCUGAGAAAAGGGCACUAGUGUCACUUGGCAGGGAGCCCUCGCCAAGAGACAGCUUUGGUUGAGAGUAGAUGGUUUUGAACCCCUUGUGCAGGUACUUCCUUGUGUUUCCAGAUCAUUUAAUCUUUACAACAAGGACAGAGAUAUUCCCAAUCUGUUAAAGAGAGAGAUUGGAAAGUCUGUUUAGUGCCAGCAAGAAGAAUUUCUGUUGGAGGCCAGUGGUGUGACAGGAAGCUGAACUCUAACCUCCUAUUUUAUAUCCUGCCUUUUGGCCAGACCUAGCUUUCAAUCGGAAAAGGGCUGGACUACCUGGUUUGGAGGAACUGAAGAUCAAGGAUAAUUUUCUUAUUCUUUUAUUACUAAAAGUAAUAAAAGCCUCAGAUUCCUGCCUGGGAAGCAGCAGCUAGGACACUAAGGGGUUCCUAGGAGUUGGUUGAGCUGUUGGUGGAAACAGAAGGGAAAAUGAAAACACUAAAAGACUGAAAAACAUAAGUCUGACAAAGAAACAGUUAGUCAUUGGGAAGUAUGACCUACAGCCAAUAAUUCAAAAGCAGAUAAAUAACAGUGAUAAAAAAGUAAUCAGUGAGUUUCAUUAAUAGAUGUUCAUUGUGAGCUAAAGAGCAAGGGAUGUCUUGCAACCUUUAGUUUUGUUAACUAGAUAAAAUCACCUGGACAGGGCUGGGGGUGUAACCGGCAGAGCUCUUACCUCACUUGUGCCAGACUCUGGAUUCAAAAAAAAAACCUUGGGGCCGGAGUUGUGGCUCAGUGGUACAGCGUUUGCCUAGCAUGUGUGAGGCACUGGGUUCGAUUCCCCGAACCACGUAAAAAUAAAAAAUAAAGGUAUUAUGUCCAUCUACAACUAAUUAAAAAAAAAAAAAAACUUGGACAUAGGAAAGUCGGAGAAUUA